Messenger RNA from Funneliformis mosseae, 400 nucleotides. Lineage: Eukaryota; Fungi; Glomeromycota; Glomeromycetes; Glomerales; Glomeraceae. The record is from the annotation of a GenBank genome assembly.
GCUGAAACAUCAAAACUUUGCCAGGAGUUAGUAGUUAUUUUAAAUGGACUAACAAUCUCUGAACUAACCUGGAAGAUCCCUUUGGCUAGUCAGGUCAUAAGUGGUGAUUCGUUACUAGUAGCUCAAUUAUCAAAAAAACAAAAGAAAAAAUUUAUGAAACCGGUUGAAAAAAUGGUGCCCCCAACAAUGCCUCAAGACGUAACAGAAGAAUGUGUAAAAUUCGUAACAAAUUUUAUGCCACGAAGUAUACCAAGGUUACAAGAAGGAUUAACACAUGAUGGGAACUGGAAGGAAUGUGACAAUAAGCUUAAUGAGGGUACCUAUAUUAAUAAUGUAGUUGUUUCCGCAAUACGUGCUACAUUAUUUGAUAACCCUUUGAAGAACAUGCAUUCAUUACUAC